Molecule: messenger RNA, 3568 nt
Organism: Hipposideros armiger (great roundleaf bat)
Lineage: Eukaryota; Metazoa; Chordata; Mammalia; Chiroptera; Hipposideridae
Gene: DAXX
Product: death domain associated protein
Exons: 9
Coding region: 1177-3381 (734 amino acids)
Biological process (GO): negative regulation of DNA-templated transcription; regulation of apoptotic process; nucleosome assembly
Cellular component (GO): PML body; nucleus
Molecular function (GO): histone binding; nuclear androgen receptor binding; transcription corepressor activity
Source: RefSeq, a predicted model, not a curated record
AGCCUCCCUAAUCCAGCUAGCUGUCAGACUGUGGGCUGGGAUGGCAGUGGAGGAGGGUGACGUGGACGAGGACGAUGGGUUUCUGGCUUUUGCCCGGGGUCCUCCUCUCCCCAGGGGUCCCCUACGUCGGGUCUUGGACAAGGCCUUCUUUAUCUUCCUGGCCUUCUUUCUGAUACUACUGAUGCUGGAGGCUCUUUAUAAGCUGCUGUGGCCACUACCAUGGGCAAAGUUUGGGGACUGGCUCCUGGGAACACCUCAGAAAGAGGAGGAGCUGGAAUUGUGACUACCUUUCCUAUAAACUUCCUCUUACCCUGCCACGGAGCUCUACCAGAGAAAGAAGAGACGAGACCCGCGAUAUUUCUGAGCCUCAUUUCAUCUUACAACCCUCACAGUGGCAAUUCGCACAGAUUCUUCUUAACACACACACACACACGCCCAUAUCGCCAGUCCUUAGGCCCUGGAGCUCCUGGAUGGACAAAGCACAGCUUCUGGGUCAUCACUACCUGAGCCUCAGGGACCCUCUCCAGAAAAGUACAGAGAAUCACCGAGGUGUCACCUGCGUGGUUGGUAAUUAGUCUUGUGGUGAAGCUGAAAAGCAAAUCAACAAUAGUAAUAAUAAUAAUAACAACACAUUGUAUAGGGCGUUGUAAUCAUUUGUGUGCAAGUGUUUUGUUUUCGCGAUUGGGAGACAUAGGCGCCUGGAUGUAGAAGUAGCUGCUGGACAGCGGCAAGGGAGCGCGCAGCUGGUAGAAGGGAAGGGGCAGGCGCCGUCGAUUAAGCUGGGGCAACGGGUACCUGGCAGGUAGGAAAGCAGCGCGGGAAGGCUUGUCAAUAGCCCCUCGGAAAGAAACGGUUUUAUUUCCCUCACGAGAGAUUUCCGCCCUUUUGUGCACCACUGCGCAGCCUUAGAAGGCCCAAUUCCUCAGCGGCCCUGUUGCGUUCCCCCCUUCGCUACUUGGAAAGGUGGCUCAGUCCUCCCCGCACGCGCCUCGCCAGCGGUUGGGCUGGAUGCAGGAAGUUUCUGAUUCGCAGAGUCGCAGAAGCGCCGGUUGGAAAGACCUCCUCUGGCGCAGCUCUGGAGUCUGGGCUAAGUCAAUGCCGUACGGCAAAAUGAAAGCCCCCAGCAGGAAACACGAAAUCCCCAACACUUCCUCCUUCUGGGGGAUUUGAUCCCCCAUGGCCACCGUUAACAGCAUCAUUGUGCUGGAUGAUGACGAAGAUGAAGCUGCUCAGCCAGGGCCCUCUCACCCACCCCCCAAUCCAGCCUCACCCCAGGCAGAAGCCCCUGGCUCCUCCCAGCCCCUUGGGGCUGGAGGAAGCGGUAGUUCGGGCGGCAAGAAAUGCUACAAGUUGGAGAAUGAGAAGCUGUUUGAAGAGUUCCUUGAACUGUGUAAGGCGCAGACGGUAGACCACCCUGACGUGGUCCCAUUCCUUUGUAAACGGCAGCAGCGUGCCCACUCUCUGUUUUUGGCCUCAGCGGAGUUUUGCAACAUCCUCUCUCGGGUCCUGUCUCGGGCCCAGAGCAGGCCAGCUAAGCUCUAUGUCCACAUUAAUGAGCUCUGCACUGUUCUCAAGGCUCACUCAGCCAAGAAAAAGCUGAACCUGGCCCCUGCUGCCACCACCUCUGGCGAGCCCUCUGGGAGUAACCCUCCCACAGACACUUCCACAGACGCCACAAAUGCUGAGACCACUGGCUCUGAGGCCCCAAGGACCCGUGGUUCCCGGCGGCAGAUCCAGCGCUUGGAGCAGCUGCUAGCACUCUAUGUGGCAGAGAUUCGGAGACUGCAGGAAAAAGAGUUGGAUCUCAAAGAAUUGGAUGACCCAGACUCCACAUACAUGCAGGAGGCAAGGUUGAAGCGGAAGCUGAUCCACCUCUUUGGGCGGCUGUGUGACCUGAAAGACUGCUCUUCGCUGACAGGCCGCGUCAUAGAGCAGCGCAUUCCCUACCGUGGGACCCGCUACCCAGAGGUUAACAGGCGCAUCGAACGGCUCAUCAACAAGCCGGGGCCUGAUACCUUCCCUGACUAUGGAGAUGUGCUGCGGGCUGUGGAGAAGGCAGCUGUACGCCACAGCCUUGGCCUCCCCCGACAGCAGCUCCAGCUCAUGGCUCAGGAUGCUUUCCGAGACGUGGGCGUCAGGUUACAGGAGCGACGCCACCUUGAUCUCAUCUACAAUUUUGGCUGUCACCUCACAGAUGACUAUAUGCCAGGCAUUGAUCCGGCACUGUCAGAUCCCGCCCUAGCCCGGCGUCUGCGGGAAAACCGGAGCUUAGCUAUGAGCCGGCUGGAUGAAGUCAUCUCCAAAUAUGCGAUGAUGCAAGACAAGAGUGAGGAGGGCGAGAGACAGAAGAGAAGAGCCCGGCUCCCCCAAACCACAUCUUCCCACUCUGCGGAUCCCCCCAAAGGCUCCUUGGAUUCUGGUGAGGGCCCUAGUGGAAUGGCAUCCCAGGAGUGCCCUACCACCUCCAAGGUUGAGACAGAUGACGAAGAUGAAAGUGAUGAUGAGGAAGAGGAGGAGGAGGAAGAAGAGGAGGAGGAGGAGGAGGCCACAGAUUCCGAAGAAGAGGAGGACCUGGAACAGAUGCAGGAAGGUCAGGGGGAUGAAGAGGAGGAGGAGGAGGAGGAGGAAGAGGAAGCAGGUAAUGAUGGAGACAAGAGCCCCAUGUCCUCACCACAGAUCUCCACUGAAAAGAACCUGGAACCUAGCAAAGGGAUCAACAGGUCUUCAGGGGAGCAGCAAAACAAAGGACUCAUAGUGUCACCAUCUUCACUGUCAGAAGAGCCCCUGGCCCCCUCCAGUAUAGAUGCUGAAAGCAAUGGAGAAUACCCGGAGAAAGACAGUCCUGUGUCUCAGGUCUUUGAGCUAGAAAUUGAAGCCUUGACUGUGGAUACUCCCCCUUUCCUUGGGGAGGGGGACAUUUCCUCUUCCAGGAAGCAAUCAGAGGACCCCCUUACCACUGUCUUGGAGAAUGGAGCAGCCAUGGUGACCUCCACUUCCUUCAAUGGAGGUGUCUCUCCUCACACCUGGGGAGAUUCUAGUCCGCCCUGCAAGAGAUCUCGGAAGGAGUGGCAAACAGGAGCAGGGCCAUUAGGAAACAGCUAUGUCGAAGGACAAAGGGCAGUACAUGAGAAGACUAGGAAGAAAAUGUGUACCAUGCCCAGCCCACCUUCCCCCUUGGCUUCAAUGGCCCCAGUUGCUGAUUCCUCAACAAGAGUGGACUCUCCUAGCCAUGGCCUGGUGACCAGCUCUCUCUGUAGCCCAUCUCCGGCCCGGUUCUCCCUAACCCCCCAGUCACAACCCUCCCAGCCUGGUACUUACAAGAUGAGUGUGGCCACACAGUGCGACCCAGAGGAGAUCAUCGUGCUCUCAGACUCUGAUUAGCUGGCUCCUCGCCACUCCCUGCCUCUAAAAUAUUUGGGCAUAGUAUUUGGAGGAUUCUGGGAAACAAAUGACUGAGGAAGAAAUGGACUGAGCUAAUCCCCUUUUGGUGGUGUUUCUUUAAAAAAAAAAACACAAAAAAACACCCAAGUUUUACACAGAAACAAUAAACAAUGAAGUUCUUUUCUUA